CCCGCACCGUUUCGCUUUCCCCCUUUUUGCAAAGUAAAUGAAGGAUUUUGUUUUGUUGACUUGAAAUUUAAAAUUAACUAAAUUUAAUUAGGUAAAAUGUCAGUGAGAAGUUUGGGUCGUCUCCUGAUGAGGUCCAGAUCACUUGGAACUGCGACCUUGAGCGGGUUUAAGAGCCCGAUCGCCUUGGAGUACAUUUAUCCAGCCAGUUCCCUUAAUCCCGUGCGGAUGCCGUCGAUUCCACAGAACCAAGGAUCAACUUUCUCCGGGUAUAUUCCAUUUGAUAAAAUAGAACUAAGUUACACUAGGAGCAGCGGACCAGGAGGACAAAAUGUUAACAAGACAAAUACGAAAGUAGACGUCAGAUUCAUAUUGGAGAAAGCAGAUUGGAUUCCGGAGGAUGUUAAGAAUAAUAUGAAGAUCAAGUACCACAACCAACUUUCGAAAGAAGGGUACUUCGUAGUCACAUCAGACCGAACAAGAUCUCAACACUUAAAUGUAGCAGAUGCCUUGGAGAAGUUACGAGAAUUCAUUCGUGCCGCAGAACCCGAGAAGGUGGCAGAGCUAAGUCCAGAAACGCUCGAAAGAAUUAGAAGACGAAGGGAGAAAGUUGCUCGAGAAAGGUUGCAGGUCAAACGGGGAAGAUCACAUGUAAAAUCCGACCGUGGCGCCUCCUCAUUUUAGUUAAUUAGUUAAAACAUACUAGUAAGUAGUCAUUGUACUAGACAAUUGUAAUUGUUUUCAUACUUAAUAAUAGUAAAAGAAAGCAAAUGUGCGUUAUUCUUAAAUUCUGUACUAAACAAACACACAGCUCAUUUAUUGAUCUUCCUUAUGGUAUGAGUGUAACAUUAAACACACACGGUUGAACACACUUAA
Molecule: messenger RNA, 873 nt
Organism: Folsomia candida
Lineage: Eukaryota; Metazoa; Arthropoda; Collembola; Entomobryomorpha; Isotomidae
Product: peptidyl-tRNA hydrolase ICT1, mitochondrial
Exons: 4
Coding region: 97-681 (194 amino acids)
Biological process (GO): mitochondrial translational termination
Cellular component (GO): mitochondrial large ribosomal subunit
Molecular function (GO): translation release factor activity
Source: RefSeq, a predicted model, not a curated record